Molecule: messenger RNA, 1353 nt
Organism: Orycteropus afer afer
Lineage: Eukaryota; Metazoa; Chordata; Mammalia; Tubulidentata; Orycteropodidae
Source: RefSeq, a predicted model, not a curated record
GAAGUCUGCAAACAGGAUUACUUUAUUAAAUCACCACCCCCUCAGCUUUUCUUUUCCACGGGCUCUUGGAAAAAACGGUUUUUCAUCCUGUCAAAGAGUAGAGAAGCCGGCUUGAGUCUUUCCUAUUACAAAGACCAUCAUCAACGAGGGGCCAUUGAAAUUGAUGGAAAUUCCAGUGUAGAAGUUGGCAUAAGCAGCCAUGAAAAAAUGAAAUCUGUACAGAAGAUGUUUAAAUGUCAUCCUGAGGAGGUGAUGUCCAUCAGAACCACUAGCAGGGAUUACUUUCUCAUUGGCCAUGACAGGGAGAAGAUUAAAGACUGGGUCUCCUUCAUGUCAUCAUUUUGCCAGGAUAUAAAGGCAGCACACCAGAAUACGGAGGAGAGUCUCUCCUUGGGUGAUAAGCGGCAUGCUUCAGACCCCAGCCCUGUCCUCGAUCCGUCCAGUACCCUGGAGGCUGCCAGCUUCACCUCAUCAAGAACCAGUCUUCCAAACAUGCAUUUCACAGAAAAAUAUUCUCCAGGAUUCAGGCAAGCUCAUCUUUCACAAGAUUUCUCUUCAAAGACUACUCAAGAUAAAGAAGAAGAGGGUUAUUAUAUUAAUCCCCGGAGUGUUAUUUUAGAGUUGGAAAAGAAUAUUGAUUCCAGUGACUCUGGUGAAUCCAUUGAACGUGGUAGUCCAGAUAAGGUCUUCAAGAGAACUGAGUGUCCUUACAUGUCAAUGAAAUCCUGUGUUUUCAAAGAGACAUCCCAUCGGUCUGCUGAGAGCAAAGAGGAAUCCCAGGCCCUUUUAGAAACCCAAGAUGAGGGGCUUCACCCACAAGAAAAAGACUCAGAAAAUGAUUUACAUCUUUCGCCAGACAAUUCAGAAGUACACACCAUGAAUGACAAAAAAGGAUCGACCUCACUAACUGUUGUGCAGUUGUCUAUACUGAUCAAUAACAUCCCUGAUGAAUGCCAAGUGCAGAAACUGGAUGUGUUCCUUUCCCCUCCUGAUGUGAUAAAUCAUCUUGCUCUGAUAGAAGCUGCAGGACGAAUAUGUGUGGCCCAGUGGAUAGGCCCCCCGCACCUGGGAUGCUUAUUUUGCCAUGGAGAUCACCUUUUGGCGGUGAAUGACCUGAAGCCCCAGAGUUUACAGGAGGUCUCCUUGUUUCUCAGUCGAUCCAUCCAAAAGGAGAAAAUAAAACUCACCAUCGGCAGGAUCCCAAAUUCGAAGAAAUUCCACGCUAUCACCUGUGCAUGCCCAUUAAAAUACCAGGUAGUUGCACCUUUUCAUCUGGUUAAGCCUGGACUGGAAAGGGCACCAAAGAAGACUCCAGCCAUCAGAAAAAGCCAGCAGAAAGAAACUGGACAGUAG